GGGUGCUGCUGAUCCUGGAAUUCUAGCCUGCCGAGGAAGGUCCCGAGGGCCCCCAACACAGCCCCAGAGCACCCUGUCAGGAGGGGGACGGACAUCCGAGUAAAGGACAGGGGUUGUCCUGGCUGCCCUAAGAACCCAGGAGCUCCUGGCUUCUGCAGUUGGUAACGAUCUGGAGCCGGAUGGGGGAGAAGAAUGCAGUAAGACAUGGGGGAGGGGGUAGAGCUGAGGGGCUGCUGUAGGACGAUCCCAUACAGCACUGCCCUUCCCAGUGCAACCCCGAGAGGGGCCCCGACUCUGUCCCGGCCCUUGGAGGUGGGGGGAGGGAGGCCGCACCACCGAAGGGGCGCCGAGGGCAGGCCACUGUCCCCCAAUGCAGCCAAGAGACAAGAAGAGCGAGGGUGUAUCGGGGUGGUGGCCGGUGGUCCUCAGCUCUCCUCAGGGACCCCUGGUAAACACAGUAGAAGGAAGCAAGACUUCCAAACACCUGUCCAAAACCGGGAGGACAGAAACCCAGCUCCGCGGCCCCUCGAGCCCCGCCGCGCACUCUGCGGCAAAGCCCCCGACCGGAGAUGGGCGAGCCCCGCUCCGGGGUCCCGAGGCGAAAAGGGGAAGCCGGCGGGCGAGGAGCGGCGCCGGGGCGGGGGCUCCGGGGCGACUUACGGCAGCGGCGGCGAGGGAGGCAACGACUGCCCUAGCGCGGGGCCCGGGAGGCGCGGCCGGACUGCAGAGGCGCCGAGGCUGCGGCGGGCGGGACUGCGGUGGGCGCCAUCUUGGAGCGCUCCCCGCGCCCGCCCCCCGCGCCGCCCGAGUCCUUGCAUAAUUGAUGACUCGAGCCGGCCGCGCGCCGCCGCGCGCGCCCCCGCCGCCGGGCCCCCCGCCCGCUCCGCCCCCGCGCCGACCCCCGCCGCGCGCCCCCCGCCCGCCCCGGGCCCGCCCGCGCGCGCCGCCCGCGCCCUCCUGCCCGCCGGUGCUCGGCGGCCCACCUACCCCUGCAGGACGCGCCCGCUCGCCCGCAGCGCGCCGCGCCGCCCGCCCGCCCGCGCGCUCGCUGGCUCUCAGGCCGGAGUCCCCGCGCCGCCCGGACCGGAUCCGGGGCGAGGGAGCAGGGCGCCGGCAGGGGGCGCCGCGCCGGAGCGCCUCGCGAGCGUCCCCGGGCCCGCCUCCCCGACGCCCCCGCGGAGCCGCGCGGGAGGGGCACCCGGCUGA
Mustela erminea (ermine) is the source of this 1206-nucleotide messenger RNA. Its product is annotated as translation initiation factor IF-2-like. Lineage: Eukaryota; Metazoa; Chordata; Mammalia; Carnivora; Mustelidae. The transcript has 2 exons. The record is from RefSeq and is a predicted model, not a curated record. The coding region runs from base 205 to 1206 and encodes 333 amino acids.